AUGACGGUUAAGAAGAUCGGCUACAACAUUCUCUCCUUUUUCCGGGGGUUGUCCGACAGCGUCGAGAUACAUAAUCUCGCCUUCCAUGCUUAUCGGGAGCUAGCUUGGAAACAGACUGACCUGAUCGUCGGGACGGAACGCACCAGGGCUCUUAUGGAAAGUGGGGUCAGCGCGAGAAGGCCUCAGUAUGCAGAUUUGAUCCCGCAAGAUCUCGCAGUCACAAGCCCACAACGCUGGCUAUCAUAUCAUGCAUCACAGAUUUUGGAAAAUGACGGGAUGGCCUAUGAUGGCCUGCAUAUGAAGCCUCGGCCGGGUGGAUCAAACUUGUUAGUCGCAAGGGACAAGCGUUCCUCGCAAUUAGCUCUGCAGGUCGAGGAAUUUGAUACUUCGGAUACAGAGUGGAGACUUACGGUGAUCUCUGUGCGAUGCACGUACGAAUGCAAUACCUUAGCUCUGUCCAUACUUGAGUCUCAGGAAGAUUUCAGCCGAAACAGACAAUCUGUCCAGAGUCCAUCGAGAGCCUAUCUUGUUCCUGCUGCCAUGACGGGAAGGCGGGAGGGUCCGUCAACUACCGUGAUUGGCUGA
Molecule: messenger RNA, 585 nt
Organism: Heterobasidion irregulare TC 32-1
Lineage: Eukaryota; Fungi; Basidiomycota; Agaricomycetes; Russulales; Bondarzewiaceae
Exons: 3
Coding region: 1-585 (194 amino acids)
Source: RefSeq, a predicted model, not a curated record